Molecule: messenger RNA, 491 nt
Organism: Penaeus monodon (black tiger shrimp)
Lineage: Eukaryota; Metazoa; Arthropoda; Malacostraca; Decapoda; Penaeidae
Product: larval cuticle protein A2B-like
Exons: 3
Coding region: 7-441 (144 amino acids)
Cellular component (GO): extracellular matrix
Source: RefSeq, a predicted model, not a curated record
CUAACCAUGUCUCUCAAGGUCGUCGUCCUCGCCUGCGUGGCUGCCGUUGCUCUGUGCGACAAGGCCCCAGUCUACGCCCCUCCUCCUCCCGCCUACGCCCCUGCACCUUACCACGCUCCCGAACCAGCCUACCACGCCCCUGCACACUACGAGCCUGAAUACCCUGAUGUGCCCCCGAAGUACAACUACAACUACGGCGUUGCCGACGGCUACUCCGGCGCCAACUUCGGCCACACUGAGUCCCGCGACGGCUACAAGACCGAAGGCAGCUACACCGUCGACCUUCCCGACGGCCGCAAGCAGAUUGUCACAUAUGUGGACAACGGCGACGGUCUGAUUGCUGAGGUCACCUACGAGGGCGAGGCUCAGUACCCCGAGCACACUCCCGCCUACAAGCCCGCUCCCCCCGCCUACGGCCCCCCUCCCCCCACCUAUGCUUAAGCUGUCUUAGAGUGUCAGAGAUAUAGUCAUCAAGCUGUAUUUAUUUUUUA